GCAGUAACUCAUUAGCAGAAGGUCUGCACGUGUGCAUUCUGCAGUUUGCCAGAUACCUACAAGGCAGUUUGCUCAGAGUACAGAGAAACGUGUGAACAGUUGGUAUAUUACAAGCCUUUCCUUGAGAUGUCAGCCAAGAGCUGCAGUAGAGCCAUAGUCACUACUGUGCUCAUUUUCUUCCUAAAGAUACAACUCUCGGUACCAGCGUCGCUGAAUGGGUCAAAAUGGUCCUAUAUUGGUCCUGACGGAGAGAAAACCUGGCCAAAGAAAUAUCCAUUUUGUGGAGGAGUAUCUCAAUCACCAAUAGAUUUUCACAAAGAUAUUCUCCAAUAUGAUUCUAAUCUCUCACCUUUAGAAUUCAUAGGCUAUAAUGUGUCUUCCACUGACCAGUUUACACUGACUAAUAAUGGGCAUUCAGUGAAAAUGCAUCUGUCACCCACCAUGCACAUCAGAAACCUCCCUUUUGAAUACACUGCAUCUCAACUUCACCUGCACUGGGGAAACAGAAACAAGUCAGAAGGCUCAGAGCACACAGUCAGCGGGAAGCACUUUGCAGCAGAGAUGCAUAUCGUACAUUAUAACUCUGAGAAAUAUCCAGAUAUAACAGCAGCAAUGGACAAAGCAGAUGGACUGGCAGUGUUGGCUAUUCUUCUUGAGAUUGGACCCUUCAACCCAUCAUACGAAAAGAUCUUCAGGCACUUCCGGAAUGUGAAAUAUAAGGAUCAGAUGGUCCACGUCCCUGGUUUCAACGUUCAGGAACUGCUUCCUGACAGACCAGAUGAGUAUUAUCGCUAUGAAGGAUCCCUGACAACUCCUCCUUGCUACCCAAGCGUUCUCUGGACAGUCUUCCGGCACCCCGUUACCAUUUCACAAGAGCAGCUGCUGGCACUGGAAACAGCCAUGUACUACACAGAGAGUGAUGACCCAGAACCCCUGGAAAUGGUCAAUAACUUCCGAAACGUUCAGGAGUUUCGUGAAAGACUUGUUUUUAUCUCCUUCCGUGAAGGUGUUCUUGUUUCUGUUGUGAUAGCCUGCAUUGUGGGAGUUCUCAUCUUUCUUGUAGUAGCCUGUUGCCUAUGCAGAAGGACAAGCUGCAAAAAAGAAGAGAACCGAGGAGUCAGCUACACACAAGACAUGCAUGAGAAAGAAGAAGUUAUUUCCAAACUAUGAUGCUGUGCUCCGUCUCAGACACCCCGUUUCAUUCAUAGCACUGACUGAUUCUGCACUACUGGAACAUAAUGGUGUUCUCUUGUGGAGUGGAGUCUCUUGCUCUUGGCUAAUGAUAAGCUCAGAGCGCCCUAAAAACAUACCAGCCCAAACUUUUACUGGAGCCUUUGUUCUUGUUUUCCAGGGAGAUAUGAUCAGUGAAUAUUGCUGAGAGCUAAUUUCCUCCCCACACUCUUUUCAUGCUGGCUGCUUACUGAGUCUGGGUCUUUAACUGAUUUUACGGUUAACCCUAAACUCCAGUUUUAUGGUUAGUUUCGCAAGCAUUUUCCCACAGGUAUUCAAACUUGAAGACAUCGAGCAAGGUACAAGUACUCUUCACUGCUAAGAUCAAUAUUUUGGUCUUUGGAUAAUCCAGGAACAGCAUCACGAAUACAAACAAGGUAUCUGAGGAACACCUUGCACUCUGGCUAUUAUAAAAUCUCACAAAUCCGUUAAAAGGGCAUUUUAUCUUAUUUAUCCUAUUAUCCUGCUCUUAUUUAUAGCAUGUAUACUAAUGAUGUGGGAGAUACUGCUAUUGCUGCUGCUUUUUAGCACGCUACUUCCUAUUUAAUCAUAAAAUCCUGACUGAUUUUAGAGUACAUAUAACAAAUCCAAUUAUAUUGUAGAUGGUUUUGCUGAUUUAGUUCUCUGAAUUCAGUAAUUUAAUUAUUAGAAGGUAAUUAAAAUUAUCUCCUCGAAUUUCGUAAGAUAAGUAC
Numida meleagris (helmeted guineafowl) is the source of this 1922-nucleotide messenger RNA. RefSeq names its product carbonic anhydrase 12 (gene CA12). The transcript is spliced from 10 exons. The record is from RefSeq and is a predicted model, not a curated record. Bases 127 to 1170 code for a protein of 347 amino acids. Lineage: Eukaryota; Metazoa; Chordata; Aves; Galliformes; Numididae. Gene Ontology annotation, cellular component: plasma membrane. Gene Ontology annotation, molecular function: carbonate dehydratase activity; zinc ion binding.